Molecule: messenger RNA, 978 nt
Organism: Mycena indigotica
Lineage: Eukaryota; Fungi; Basidiomycota; Agaricomycetes; Agaricales; Mycenaceae
Exons: 2
Coding region: 46-978 (310 amino acids)
Source: RefSeq, a predicted model, not a curated record
ACACCAUCACCCCGAGUCAUAUACCUAUUUCUUGGAUAUUUCUACAUGUUCGCGUCGCCCACGAAAGCCAGGCGGCGAGCCAAGGCCCCAGUUGGUACUCUCGGCGCGAGACUACGGCAGCAACGCGCACCUUCACGCAAACUAAACGAAAACGUCUUCCCGUCAUCACUCCCGCCAUCGUCGCCGAUACCUACAUCGUCUAGACAUCCGAGCUCAGAGGGAGAAGCAGAGCAGCAACUUGUUUAUUCAGAUUUUGGGUCGUUGGUAGAGGAGGAACCUGAGGUUGAGGAGGAACGGAAAAAGGAGGAGGAGGAUGACCCAUUCGGAUUCUUUGCUGUCGAACGCAAGCUCAAGACUCUGCGUGCAUUGCGUCCGCUACCGGAGCCAGAACCAGAGCCAGCUGAAGAGGAAGACAUUCCUGUCCAACAUAACGCAAUGCCUUCCACUCCACACAAACCACGGCCGGGGACGCGACCGUUCAGCCCUGUGACCAGCAGCCCAUCGCCCAUAAAGCCUACCACUUCUCUGACUCAAAACCCGCCUGCAGAUGAGCCUUCAUCCGAAACUGAAGUCGAAGAGCCGGUGCCACAGCCUAGGCGGAGUGCGAGAAAAAGAACGAGGGUGGACGAGAAGACGGAAUCAGUUAAAAGAAGGAAGCCGGUUUCCAGGGUGAAGAAGGUGGACGAACUGGAACUAGACGCCUCAGACCCGCCGAAGGCGCCAACGAAAAAGAAUACACGCGUCUUGGCGUCGAAUUCCAAGUCCAAACCCGCCUCCAAAACUAAACCCAAGUCGACGACAAAGCCAAAGAGUGCCAAGAGCGAGACCAAGUCAAAAAGUAAAGGCAAGGAGCGAGAAAAAGACGAUAACAGUGAAGAUGAGGCUGAGCAACUGGUAGUCGACCGACUUGCUCGCAUCGCAUACUUCAAGAAAUUAGACGACUACAGCUUUGAGAAGGAAAACGUUUAUGUUGUAUAA